AUGAAGGUCAUCACGUGCGAGAUUGCAUGGCACAACAAGGAGCCGGUGUACAGCAUGGACUUCCAGCAGUGCGGCGAGGGCAGGGUCAACCGCCUGGCCACUGCUGGCGUGGACUCCGCUGUUAGGAUAUGGAAGGUGGAGAAGGGACCAGAUGGGAAGGCAGUCGUGGAGUUCCUUUCAAACCUGGCCAGGCACACCAAGGCCGUCAACGUGGUGCGCUUCUCCCCCAACUCCGAGCUCCUGGCAUCGGGUGGAGAUGAUGCUGUCAUUCUGCUCUGGAGGCUUAACGACAGCAAAGAGCCGGAACAGGCCACGUUCCAGGAGGACGAGGACGCCCAGCUCAACAAGGAGAGCUGGACUGUGGUGAAAACGCUGCGGGGCCACAUUGAGGACGUGUAUGACAUCUCCUGGACCAUCGAUGGGAAUUUCAUGGUGUCUGGAUCAGUGGACAACACUGCCAUCAUGUGGGAUGUGACUAAGGGUCAGAAGAUGUGCAUUUUCAAUGACCACAAGAGCUAUGUGCAGGGUGUGACCUGGGACCCUCUGGGACGCUACAUUACCACACUUAGCUGUGACAGAGUGAUGCGAGUGUACAGCGCUCAGACCAGGAAGAAGGCCUACAGCAUCAGCAAAAUGACCUCUGGAUCUGCGGCAGAGGGAGAGGUGAAGAAUUACCGAAUGUUCCACGACGACAGCAUGAGGUCCUUCUUCCGCCGCCUCACCUUCACCCCCGACGGCUCCUUCCUGCUCGUUCCAGCUGGCUGUGUGGAGGCCGGAGAGAACGUCACCAACACCACAUACGUCUUUUCCAGGAAAAACUUAAAGAGGCCCAUAGCACAUCUCCCCUGCCCUGCUAAGGCCACGCUGGCUGUGCGCUGCUGCCCUGUCUACUUUGAGCUGAGGACCAGGAAAGGUGAAGAUGGCUCCACUCAGCCACUCCCCAACACCUUCCAGCUGCCCUAUCGCCUGGUGUUUGCCAUUGCCUCUGAGGACUCCAUCUUCCUGUAUGACACACAGCAGACCUUCCCUUUUGGCUACAUUUCGAACAUCCAUUAUCACACACUCAGCGACCUCACCUGGUCUGGGGACGGCUCCUUCCUGGCUGUGUCCUCCACUGACGGCUACUGCUCGUUCGUGACGUUCGCCCCAGGGGAGCUGGGGACCCCCCUGAAGGAGCGCCCCUCGCUGGAGAUGCUGACGCCUGGGUCCGGCCCUGAGAAGAAGGGGAAGAAGGCGGCGGCGGUCAGAAACAGCUCUCCGGUGCCCCGGGCCGUCGGCAGCCCCAGCCCUGUCCCGCAGAGCGAAUCCCGCUCCACCACCCCCCUCUCCAGCAAGACCUUCAACACUCCUACCACAGAGGACAGGAAGAGCUCCCAGGGCUCGAAGGCCAAGCCCCAGCCCCGGAGGAUCACGCUCAACACGCUGGAGGGCUGGAGCAAGCCCAGUGCCCCGAAAGCGCCCGCCACACCCACAUCGUCUCCCGCCAAUCUCAAGGCUCCGACCACGCCCACAGCUCCCUCCAGUACCAAGGCUCCGGCCACGCCCACAUCAUCCCCCGCCAACCUCACACCCAAGGGGCCGACUCCCAGGCGAAUCUCUCUGACUCCUGUUUCUACUGGCUCAACAAGCUCGCCUCGGCCGUUCACCACGCCCUCCUCCUCAGACAAGGCCAAACACGAGAGGCCAUCCCCUCCCAAGGACCCUGUGUGCAAACCCCCGGAGCCCAAGAGACCCAAGAUGGAGGGAGCGAAAGCAGCAGGCCCCGCCCCUAACGGCCAGGACAGCGCGGACCCCGCGGGAGCCCAGCCCAGCAAGGAGCUCCAGGACCCCUGAUCCUCCUCGUCACAGCACAGAGAUUGAUGUCACCCACUGUCCCUCGGACUUAAGCACACACCCCACCGCUGCACACGGGUCUCACCAUGCCUCCCUCUGCACACCUCCCAUUGGCUGCUCGUGGUUUCAGAACAAAGAGAAUACAUGAAUUAGUCGACUUCUUGAGUGUGUACUCCUCCCCCACUCUGGAUCUUGGGUUUGAGUGAGAUGUUCACUCAUUCACUGAUGCAGAUGGUAAAACAUGCCACCGUUUACCUACAAAACAUGAUAUUUAUGAUUCCAGACAGUAGCACUCUUAAUAGGAGUUUUACCAGCAGGAGCUGCCUGAGUUUGGGUCUGCUUUUCCCCUGUAGUUCUGCUCACCCACAGUAUAGAAGCUAAGGGAGAGUUUGAACUUUUAUGCUUGACCCUCUCAGAAAGAGGCUCAUUUACUGUACAGCCAUUGGAAAAGGGAAUCACAUUUACAUCA
This is a messenger RNA of Megalops cyprinoides (Indo-Pacific tarpon), 2302 nucleotides long. RefSeq names its product chromatin assembly factor 1, subunit B (gene chaf1b). The record is from RefSeq and is a predicted model, not a curated record. Gene Ontology annotation, molecular function: protein binding. Bases 1 to 1833 code for a protein of 610 amino acids. Gene Ontology annotation, biological process: nucleosome assembly; DNA replication-dependent chromatin assembly. The transcript has 14 exons. Lineage: Eukaryota; Metazoa; Chordata; Actinopteri; Elopiformes; Megalopidae. Gene Ontology annotation, cellular component: CAF-1 complex; nucleus.